AUGAGCUGUUUCUGCUUCCGCGGCGGCAACACACGGGACCCUUCCCCACCGCCACCGCAAAACAAUCCGACAGUCGCGAGAACGCUGAGCGACGCCAAGAAUCCCACCGCGGUUAGUAGAGCAGCGAGCGACGCGAAGAGCCCGAGAGCGCUGAAGCGACAUAUUUCCAACACCGCAGCAGACCCUACUGGGAUCACCACCAACACCGCCACAUUGCCAGAUCCGUCCUUCUUACCGAACCCAACCGCAGCGGGAUCCGCGUUACCGAAUCCAACUGCUCUACUUUCGAACCCUAAUGCUGUUCCCACCGCGCUUCCGUGUCCCGACAGUGGGCCGUUGCUACCCGCGGAUUCCGUUAUCGUGACUAAAUCGAAUGGUGACGGUGAUAUCGUUUCCCCCGCUACUACAAAACAGCCGCAGCAGGCGGCGUCCGCCUCGGUGCUAAGUCUGAACCCCGCGGGACCGCCGAUUCUAAUAUCCUCUGCUGCUACUAAUGCUACCAUUGCUGCUAUUGGUUCUAGUGCUGCUAAUACUGAUAGUAAUUCUCCCCAAAUCGCGUCUCCAACUGUCGUAACUCCUAGUCCGCGAGGAGCCGGCGGCUCCUCGGUUGCUGCUACUAACGCGUUCGCCGCACAUCGUCUCCCAAGCCCUGCUGCUCCGCUGCCCGCCCCUAAGGCCGCCACGUCAUCAGCUACCGCCGCGUCAGCAGGUCCUGUCCAGGUAGGCGCUGACGCCCCGAGCCCGCGCGGAGUGGCGGCGGGCGGAAGCUUCCAGAGUCCGCGCGGGCGGAAGAAGCCGUCCGCCGCGCAGCCGUUGCGCACCCCCAGCGCAUUGGCGCGCCUCCCCCUCCCUGCAUCUUCCGCCGCCGCGUCCUUCGCCGCAUCCGCCCCUUCCGCCGCUUCCGCCUCUUCCGCCUCCUCCGCGUCCUCUAUCCCCGUCGGCGCAUCCUCCAUCUCACCCUCCACCCGUUCCGCCUCCCCCUCCGCGGCUUCCGCCUCCCCCGCCGCGCAUUCCCCCGGCGCAAGCCAACCCGCGGAGAACUCCAGAAAUGCUUCUCCGAAAACCGCCGGCGCUGCUCCGCCCGCGCAGGUGGCGCAGGUCGGUUCCGCCGCUGCCUCUCCCGCCGCUACGCCCUCCGCUGUCGGCGCUGGCGGCGUCCCCAGCGCCUCCGGCGCUCCGCCGGCUGCGGGAAUUGCGACAGCGGCGGUGCCUCUUCCGCUGCCAGCGAGCGGCGAAAUCGCCGCGCGCGCAGCUGCCGCGUCCAGCGCGCAACCCGCGAGCCCGGCGGGUGGCGCGGGCGCAGGGGGGGCGGGGGGCGUGGGGGGCGCGGGGGGCGCGCGAGCUGUGAUUCCGCCUUCCCCCAGUGCCGCCCCCUUGGGGGCGAGCGAGCGGGUAGUAGGGGGAGGAGGGGAAAGAAAUGUGGGGUCGUUAGGGAUGCAUGGAGAGGAAGGGGGUGAGGAGAAACAACAGCAGCAGCAGCAACAACCGUCGCAGCAGUCACAGAGAGACAAUCAAGGGCAGAAAGGACAACCUGGUGAUGGAGACGGAUCGCUCCAUAGCGGGGACAGCAGCGCCUGCACCAGCACUGUAACCGAAGCAACGCCGCCAUCCCCAGCUGCUGGUGCUGCCGCUGCUGCCUCUGCUGCUGCAGCUGCUGCUGCUGCUGCUGCUGCUGCUGUAGACGCAGCAGUUUCAGCUGCUGCUAGUGCCAGCAUCACCGGCAGCAGCAGUGGCGGCAGCAGCGGCAAGGGGAAAGCGCCGACGCCCCUGAUUCCCUUCACGUACACGCAGGUGCAGCAGAUGGCAGGGGGGUUUGCGGAAGAGGGUAGAAUCGGCGAGGGCGGGUUCGGCGUGGUGUACAAGGGGAAUUUACCCACGAAAAGCGGGCGCAAGAUUCCCGUGGCGGUGAAAGUGCUGAAUGCGGAGGGGCAGCAGGGCGAGAGAGAAUGGUUAACUGAAGUGAGCGUGUUGGCCCAUCUCUCCCAUUCCAACCUUAUCUCCCUCGUUGGUUACUGCGCGCACCACCACCACCGCAUGCUCGUCUACCCCUACCUGCCCAACGGCUCCCUCGAGCGAAAACUUUUCGGGCUGCCCGCAAAGGAAACGCCGCUGACGUGGCAGCAGCGGAUUGGCAUUGCGGUCGGGGCGGCCAAGGGCCUAGCGUAUCUGCACGAGGAGAUGGAGAAACCGAUCAUCUACCGGGAUUUCAAAACGUCCAACAUCCUUUUAACCAAGGACUGGCAGGCGAAGCUCUCUGACUUCGGGCUCGCAAGAAGCGGGCCCGAGGGGGACAACACACACGUGUCCACUCGGGUGGUGGGCACGGUGGGCUAUGCGGCCCCCGAGUACGUGCUGACGGGGCAUCUGACGGUGAAGAGUGACGUGUACAGCUUCGGAGUGGUGCUGCUAGAGCUCAUGACAGGGCGGCUGGCCCUUGAUAAAUCGAGGCCCAAGGAGGAGCAAUCCCUGGCAGAGUGGGCGGCUCCCUUCCUCGCCUCCCCCUCCAAGCUCUAUCGAAUCAUGGACCCGGCUCUCUCGGGCCGCUACAGCGUGAAGGGCGCUCAGACGGCGGCGGCUGUAGCAAGAGACUGCCUCACCCGCAAGGCCAAGCAGCGGCCACGCAUGUCCGAGGUGGUAACCGCGUUACAGCCGGUGCUGGAGCUCUUUGAUAUGGCGGGAUUUGAUUCCUCCGGUGUUGGUGUGGGCGGUGGGCUAGGAGGAGGGGCAGGAGGGGGAGUAGGGGGAGUAGGAGGUAUAGGGGGAGGGAGUGGAGCACAGGGAGCAUUGCUGACAAGGUCUUCUAGUGAGAAUAACACGAGUACGACCAAGGGAGGGAGUGCAAGCGGUGUAGGAGCAGGAGGGGGGUUGGGUAGUGGGAGGAGGUGGCAGAAGGUAGGGGCUGGUCAGGGCUCACUAGCUCAGAAGCAAUUGUCGCUUAGGGAGGAGAGGAGGCAGCUGUCUAUAAGGGAGGAGACACAGGACUGUUGA
Messenger RNA from Closterium sp. Yama58-4, 2988 nucleotides. Lineage: Eukaryota; Viridiplantae; Streptophyta; Zygnematophyceae; Desmidiales; Closteriaceae. The record is from the annotation of a GenBank genome assembly.